Leguminivora glycinivorella is the source of this 2742-nucleotide messenger RNA. RefSeq lists its product as uncharacterized. The record is from RefSeq and is a predicted model, not a curated record. Lineage: Eukaryota; Metazoa; Arthropoda; Insecta; Lepidoptera; Tortricidae. The transcript is spliced from 11 exons. Bases 910 to 2742 code for a protein of 610 amino acids.
UAAACUCCCAAAACGGCCACCGUGGCGCUUCAGACGCCCCCUCCCCUCGCCCCGCCACUCCAGCCCCCUCUUUAGCACCCGCCAUGAUGGAUUUCAAAAGUUUUCACAUCUUUAUUGUGCCGAAUUUCAAAGUCGAGUAAACUAGUGUUUAGUGUAUCUCCUCGCAUUUUUGCUGAGUUGAGAUCCUAAAUAUCUUAAUUCUCCUUUGCUGUUUGGAUACAAUACUUUAUUAUUGGCUUGCGGACCUUGCGGUUUAGUUAGUGCAAUAAUAAAUCACCAUGAGACUGAAGUGUUGUGUUGGUGGUUGCAAUGCAACAAAUGAGACUCAUCGACUUUUUGCAUUUCCUAAGAACGAUUUCUUAAGGAAUUUGUGGAUGUCUUUCCUUGUUCCGACAAAUUCUAUUUUACUCAAUUUGUCAAAAGACCAAUUACUCAGGAAACGUGUGUGUGAAAAACAUUUCGAUAGACAUCAGUUUGACCAAUUGGAUGGCAAGAGGAUUCGGUUUUCGUAUCCUUGCUUAUUUACUGAUGACGAAAUAAAACACGGCGAACCCCUGGCACCAGUUGGAACCGGUGAGUACCUUAUGAUUUAUAUAUGAAUGAAUAGUUGUUAAAUACCACGUGCGUUAUUUACUCUACCUCUUUUUUUUUAUAGUAAAUUCUAAUUCUGGUACCAUUUUAUAUAUAUACACGAGUAUAUAAUUAUAAUAUAUAUUUGAAUUUCCUGUUAGCAUACUAAAAUCACAUUUUUUGAUUUUUUUGUGAGAUAAAUUAUUUGAAGUGAAGAUUUCAUUAGGUACUUGGAUUAUAAUAUAUAAUAUAAUUAAGUUAUCUAAUUGUAAUUUUGUUCUAGUCCGACAUGCACUGAGUGACCACAAUUAUUUUAAAUACCACGACGAUGACGAGGAUAUGAUGGAACAAAAUAUGGUCAUUGGGAGGCCGGGUGAAGACUUCCAUGAACAUCCAUCAUGUUCAUAUUCUCAAAUUGAGAACUCUGCCCCACUAAGUAAAGAUGUUACAGCAGUAGAUGAAGGUUCAUCAUCAUUGCCAAAACUCACUGCAGAAGCCGUUUUCCCACCAACUUCCUCACAUUCUGACACUGUGGCCUCCGUCCCACAGAGUAAAGAUGGUGUAGCAGUAGACAAAGACUCAUCAUCAUUACCAAAAGUGAUUGAUGGCACUGUUCUUGAUGUUUCCUCGGAAGUCUCGGAACUAACAGAUGUGACAGCAGUAGAUGAAGGUCCAUCGUCAUUGCCAAAACUCACUGCAGAAGCCGUUUUCCCACCAACUUCCUCACAUUCUGACACUGUGGCCUCCGUCCCACAAAGUAAAGAUGGUGUAGCAGUAGACAAAGACUCAUCAUCAUUACCAAAAGUGAUUGAUGGCACUGUUCUUGAUGUUUCCUCGGAAGUCUCGGAACUAACAGAAAUUGAACCAACAUCAGCUCAAUCAUUGCAACAGAAGAAAUCAACACGGAAACGUAAUACAGGUUCUGUUAUGAAGAAAUUAAGUUCAAAGGGAAGAAAAUUCGUCAACGACAUGAUAAGUAUUACGAAAUCAUGUAUGGGUGACACUGGCGGAGAAAGACUUUCACAAGCUAAAUCAUAUGGAGGUAACGAGCAAUUGUUUAAGAAUUUCGACCUACUUAACAAACAGGCACAGACGUUUCUGCUAAUGCAAUUGAAACUGUGUCGCAAAAACAAAAUGUCCCGAACGUUCACGAUGGAAGAAAAGCGUAUGGCUCUAUUGCUGAUGAAGCAAAGCCCAAAGGCGUACAAACUUUUGGAAACAAUGUUUGCUUUGCCCACUAAGAGGACUUUACACAGACUAUCUGAAAAAGUAAUAAUCAAACCAGGAAUUAACCGACAGUUAUUUUCUCACAUCCGAAAUACCGUGAAAAACUGGGGACAACAGCAAAAGUUAUGCUCAAUAGUAUUUGACGAAAUUGCUCUGACACCGUACUUAACAUACAAUGAAAGUAAUGAUCUAAUUCAUGGAUUUGUGGAUGUCGCUGGUGAAAGAAAAAUGAAGUUUUGUGAUCAUGCCCUUGUAUUUAUGAUAAGAGGCAUAUGUUCUUCAUGGCGGCAGUGCAUAUCAUAUUACUUCUGCGAAGGAACAACAUCUACAAACGAGAUGCAGGAAAUCUUAAAGCAAAUCGUGGCAGAAGUGGCUCAAACAGGACUUAUACCUUUAGGACUAGUUUGCGACCAAGGAUCGACCUUCAGAACUGCGAUCAAAAAAUUCCGAGAAGAGACAAUACGUUACCGUAACGACGAAGCCAACACAGAAGAUGAUGGCAUAGUACACAUUGCUGGUCAUCAUUUAAGUGUAUUUUACGACCCGCCCCAUUUACUUAAAGGAUUAAGGAACAAUUUCCUUAACAAAAAUAUUAUUUGGGAAGGAAAGAGAGCAUCAUGGAAGGACAUUCAAUACAUAUAUGACAUUGAUAGCCGGCUGGGUCACACGAGGGCAUUACCAAAAUUAACGGCGCACCACGUAGAUCCCGAUAAAAUAAAAAAAAUGAAAGUCAGCGUGGCGGCGCAAGUUUUUAGUUCACGAACAGCGGCCAUGCUGAACUACACAGCUGCCCUUAACAAGCUUCAUAAUCCUGACUCAAGUGAUACUGUACCAUGGAAGCGACAGCAGAGCUCAUUGAAUUUUUUGACACGUUGUUUGACAGCGUCAACGGCUCCCCUGGAGGCGCAACUAAAGGAAACUGAGGAAAGCAGUCUGUCCAAGUGA